This is a messenger RNA of Colletotrichum chrysophilum, 1125 nucleotides long. RefSeq lists its product as uncharacterized. Gene Ontology annotation, molecular function: DNA binding. Gene Ontology annotation, biological process: mitotic telomere tethering at nuclear periphery; meiotic attachment of telomere to nuclear envelope. NCBI's taxonomy places the organism in Eukaryota, Fungi, Ascomycota, Sordariomycetes, Glomerellales, Glomerellaceae. The transcript has a single exon. Gene Ontology annotation, cellular component: nuclear membrane complex Bqt3-Bqt4. The record is from RefSeq and is a predicted model, not a curated record. The coding region runs from base 1 to 1125 and encodes 374 amino acids.
AUGGUUAACGUUCCGGAUGGCGACAGUGGUGCCCUCGGCGUCUUCGAUUACGCUCACCUGCGCGCCCCCCUUCCCAAGGGUAUCGUCUCUGGUAUCUUCAAGUCGAGCCCUAACAGCUACUUCCUUAUGCGGAGAAGUCAUGACGGCUUCGUAUCUGCUACCGGCAUGUUCAAGGCCACCUUCCCUUACGCCGAGGCUUCCGAGGAGGAGGCUGAACGAAAGUACAUCAAGUCCCUCGCGACUACGAGCCCCGAGGAGACUGCUGGCAACGUUUGGAUUCCUCCUGAGCACGCCCUUACCCUGGCUGAGGAGUAUCGCAUCCUGCCCUGGAUUCGCGCUCUACUCGACCCCGUCAACAUCUCUGUCUCCAAUACUCCUGAUAGCCCGCCCAAGAAGAUCACCGCACCCCCCAAGUUCGAGUUCGUGAAGCCGACUCCCAGCCUGGCUCCUCCUGCCACUCCCACAACCCUCCGCAGAUCCCGCCGCUCGGCCAGCCCAACCAAGACGGUUAUCCCUAGACCUACCAGAUCGCCUCGGAAGCGCAGGGCGAAGGCCGACUCGGUCGAGCCCCGCGAGACAACGCCCGCCCUCUCUACCACUAAGCUCGAAAUCAACGGUGUCAUCAGCGAGGACAAGAACGCAGAGGCCGAGGUUGAAACUAUUAUCAAGACUGUUGAGGCAGAGCCUGCAGUUGUACUCGACCCGAGAGAGGAGGAGCCCAAGGCUAAGGUCUUCGUUGACCAGGACGUCAAGACAGAUGAGGAUGGGAACGAGAAGAAGACCACCUCCGUCUCACUCGAGCUUCCUCUGAUGAGCUCUCAGCCCCCUAGCGCUGAGGAGACGGCUCGUAUGAUUGCCGAGGCUAGACAGAUGGUCGAGGCCGCGAAACAAGAAGGCGGCAACAAGAAGGGCAAGCGUGGAGCCGAGCAAAUUUCAACAGGGGACGACGAGGAUGAGAAGAAGGAUGGUGUGGCUGCCGCUGCGGAAGAGCCUCGCUCAAAGAAGGCCAAAACACAAGAGGCCGCCCAGGUCCAAAUCAAGAAGCAGGGCAUGCGCAAGCGCGCUCUGUUUGGCAUGACCGCGCUAUCAGUGGCCGUUGGGUACGUUCUUAUGGUGCUUCACUAG